Kalmanozyma brasiliensis GHG001 is the source of this 3039-nucleotide messenger RNA. Its product is annotated as Alpha/beta hydrolase fold-3. The record is from RefSeq and is a predicted model, not a curated record. Bases 1 to 3039 code for a protein of 1012 amino acids. Gene Ontology annotation, molecular function: hydrolase activity. NCBI's taxonomy places the organism in Eukaryota, Fungi, Basidiomycota, Ustilaginomycetes, Ustilaginales. The transcript has a single exon.
AUGGAGCAAGAACGUCCACGCGCAUCAUCUUCGCGGAGUCACGACGACCCUGCGCUGCUUGCCUCGCAUGCGAUUCCUCACUCGGCGUCGGAGCCUGCGCGCCCCUCUUCCAUCUCGAGCGGCAUCAACGGUGCAGACUCCGUCCAUUCUCCGCCAGCCAUCCCCGAAGCGGACGCGCAAGCCUUCUCCUCCCUGAAGCCGACCGGUUCAUCAGAAACCCCCGCGUACACCGCAGCAGCCGCAGCCCGAGGCCGCAGCACAGACGACACGGGCGCCUUCUCCGACUUUGACCCCAACCGACGCCCUUCCAUCCCAUCCCCCGCGACAGUGAUCAAGAGCCUCCCUGAGGUAGCAGGUGCCCCCGCCCGCACGGUGGAAGCGAUCAAGUCCAAGCUCAAGUCCCCGAGCACGGGCCGGAAGAGCAAGAGCGAGAUCUCUGAUUCCAUCGGUCAGCUCGAGCGGGAUUUGCGACACAAUGGAGAUGCGCCAGGGAAUCUGGACGCGAAAAGGGGGUCGAGCGAUGGCAGGUCAGGGUCGUUCAGCUCGUUGUUCGGGAGGAAGAAGAAAGGCGGUGCGGCGUCGAAGCUGAUGCAGCGCGGACCGGCUCCGGAGCCGCAUAUCGAGGAAGAGCAGCAAGACACAGGUCGCAGGUCCGAAGAGGAGGAGGAAGACGAUGAGACUGUUCAGCAGCGGAUUCGGGAGCAGCAGAAGAGGCUCGAGGACCUGGACGAGGCGCAGACGGAGGGGCUGUUGCGAACGCAACAGGAAGCAGGAAUCGAGCCGAUCAAGUCGCCCGAGACGCACACCAAGCCGUCUCGGCUCGUGGGGUUGCCGCUGUUCGGCUCGGGUCACGGCAAGGAUGGGCACAAGGACGGAGAAGCGUCGUCGAGGAGGAGCAGCUUCCACCGGAGCCAAGGUGAUGCAGAGACGGACGAGGGUCGCGGCCGCAGUGAAGGCGUACGUCGGACCAAAUCGGAGAAGCACUCCUCCGGCAAAGCCUCCGAUCGCAAUGCUGCUCGUUCCGCCUCAGCCUCCCGUACCGGCAGCGGUCGUAGCAAGAGUCGACCUCGCAACACCGGUGCCCUCUCCCCGCCCCGCCGCAACUCGACCACCAACUGGACCUCGAAACUGCGCACCAAGAUCCCCAUCAAAGAGUUUCCUCUCCAAGGCGCCGGAAGGGAAUCGGAGUUCAACCAGGAAUGCCCCCUCUGGGCUCGUCAGCCGUACAAGUACAUGUACUUUUCGUACUUUGGGCUCAGCGUGGGGUGUUACCAUCUGCCGCGGUGGGCGGUGUCGUCCAUCUUGCCCUCGCAUCGUGGGCGGCCCGAUUGGAGUUGGAAGAAGGCCACUAUGGUAAAGCUCUUCCGGCACGGGACGAAGCUCACUUUUCGCACAAGAACAAGUCUGGGGAGGGACUUGCAGAAGGAGGUGCCGCAUAGCAAGACGGUGCGGUGCAAGUUUACGUGGGUCCCGCCUGUGGGGGAUGGAGAUGUGAGGGGGGAACUCAGGAGGGCGAUGAUCAUGCAGAAGGUGCAUCCGCAGAGGACGUGCGGGUUCUGGUACGGAGAUGUAGCGGAGCUAGCGAAACAAAAGGCAAGGAAGCAGCAGCAACGCGGGCGCAUGUUGCGAGCGCUCAGCAAUACCAGCCGCGACGAAGCAGCGCGACAGGCCUCGGUCACCUCAACGAGGCAAGGCACCCCGGCAAACGAAGACGGUCUUGCUCUGCAAGAGUCGGAGGCAACGCUGACCUCGCAGAUCAGCGACGCUUCCUCCCGCGCCGAGGCCAAUGGUGGCGUGGGCCGACCCGCGCAACCUGGCGAGAAGGUGCUCUACCAUCUCCAUGGUGGAGCCUACUGGAUUGGCACUGCGCACGAAAAGGAUGUCACCGCCGCCGUCAACACAGAAAGCCUGCGAUACAUGGCCGAGAUCUACAAGGCGAAGGAGAAAGCCUCGGGUCCUACGACCGAAUUCUCUGGCAAGCUGCUCCGCUCCUUCAGCCUCGACUACCGGCUGUGUGUUCCUGGUCGACCGCGCGCCGGCUCGUACCCCGCGGCGCUGCUCGAUGCGCUCAGCGGCUACCUCUACCUCGUGCGCGAUCUUGGCUUUGAUCCGGAGAACAUCAUCGUCGCGGGCGACAGCGCGGGUGGCAACCUCGGCCUCGCGCUCUGCCGAUACCUGCGCGACGAAGGCAAAGACAUCGCCCCCCAACCAGGCGCCCUGCUGCUCAUGUCGCCAUGGGUCGACGUCUCGCGCUCGCACUCCGGUCCUACAGGCGCCCCUAACCUCGAUUCAACGGUCUAUCUCAACCGCGACUCGGACAUCAUCAGCUCGCUGAUCGAUUUCCGCAACACGGCCGUGUCGGCGUUCCUUGGCGACCUGCCGGCGCGGGAGACAUACCGCAACCCGUACAUCUCGCCCGUCUCGCUGCAAUUGCCGCUGGAACGAGGUGGCAAGGCGCCGCAUUACGGCUUCCACGGGUUCCCCAAGAAGAUCUACAUCACCACGGGAUCAGCUGAAAUCUCGUACGAUCAGCAUCUGACGCUUGCACAUCGUCUGGCGUCGGGCACGCGGAAGGGUCGACCGGUGUAUGCGGGCGAUCGGCUGUCGGCGGGAUGCAAUGCGCGCGAGAUGGCGGAACGACGCGAUCGACCUCGACCGCGGAAUUUGUUGGAUGCGGAACAGGAUUCGGUGGCUGUCACUCCGGCUGGCGAGAUACCGGGCAUGGACCUGACACCAGCCAAGCCGGCCGAAAAGCCUCAGCAGUACGCAACGCAGGUGGUCGACGGCGAACCUCGAACCAGACCCGAGUAUACUUCGCACGACACCACCCUGCUAGGCGAGCGCGAGAGCUCGAGCUCGGACAACCGCCAUCACCGCAUGCACGCCUCGCCCCCACCCGAACCCCAGGAGAGGGAGGACAGAGAGGUGGUGCUGGACGAAGUCAAGGACGCCGUACACGACUAUCUGCUCUUCAAAUGGUUCGAACCGGAACGCUCGUCGACGUGGAGGCGGAUCGCGCAGUGGAUCGACGAGGUUUGA